AUGGCAGCAUUAAACUUAAACGCAAAUCUUCCAGUAUACAUUCAAUGGCCCGAUGACGCUGCUUUGACCUUAUUUCAGCAUCGUCGGGCCUAUCAGCCCUUAUUCACCACAACGAGGUUACAUGAUCAAAACCAAUUAUGGCGUGGAAUUGCUCAGAGAUUAAUAAACAGAAAUCCUGAAGGAUAUCCCACUCGUACCCCUACUUUGCAUGACGAGAGAUUCCACCAGGAACUCUCUGACGAGUUUUGGAUAGUGGAGCAAAUAGGAUGGAUCGUAAGACAUACGAGUAUAGAGAGCGCAGGCGCUCUCGCUCCCGAUCCCCCUACUACCACUGAGAGCGCAGGCACUCUCGUUCUCGAUCUUCUCACCACCAAGAGCGCAGGCGCUCUCAUUUUCGAUCUUCUCACCACUAAGAGCGCAGGCGCUCUCAUUCUCGAUCUCCUUACCACCGAGAGCGCGGGCGCUCUUACCAACGUCAUUGAUUUUUUAUUUUUUAUUUUAUUAUUUUAA
This is a messenger RNA of Rhizophagus irregularis DAOM 181602=DAOM 197198, 510 nucleotides long. Lineage: Eukaryota; Fungi; Glomeromycota; Glomeromycetes; Glomerales; Glomeraceae. The record is from RefSeq and is a predicted model, not a curated record.